AUGCAGAACUUCCUAAGGCUACUGAGGGCGCAUGAGGACAGCCACUCUCUCCCACAAAAGCUGGUGACUUUUGCAGGCAAGCUGUGUCAGGACCUUCAACAUAACUUCGUUCAAGUAAUGUCUUUGGUGAAAGCCAUUCUGGAGAGCCGGCACCGUCGGCAUCUGCUAGACAGUGCGGAUGUGGCGUUGGUGUGUGUCCGGGUCCUGGUCCAACAGGAGCAGUACCUUCCAGCCAUCCAGAUUUUAGAGGGGUGUAGGGUGCCAGGACGCACCCAGGAGCUGGUCCAACUCUGGAAUGACAUUCACUACCACCUGACCAUGGGAAAGCUAGGUGUCACCAUGCUGAGCCCGGUGCAGAAGUUCCGUUGCAGGAAGAGGAACCCAGCGCCCACAAACCUCUGCCCUGAGGGCCCGAAGAACCGGAACUUCCUCCCAGGGAUUCGGCGCCACCUGCACAAUUUUGCCACAAGUGUGGGUGUUUAUCCCAAGAAGGCCCAGCUGGAGAAACUGGCUUUGGAGACCAGCCUGACUCCUGAGCAGGUGUACAACUGGUUUGCCAACUACCGACGGCGUCAGAAGGCUCAUCCCCUGCGCAUUCAAAGAGCCCGGGAAGCCACAUCAGGAGUCUCCAGUGCAAAGGAGAGUGGUCCUGGACCAUUGCAGCUCCCAGGAAACCAUCCUAAGUCUGCAACUGUGUCUCAGUGCAGCAAUACGUCUGUUUCUUCUGUGGCUACCCCUGAAUCAUGGAGGAUGCCCCAUGCGCUGUCAUCCUCCAAGGAAGUUUUCCUCCACACGGGGCAACCAAACCAUAGAAACCAGCUGAACUCUGGGAUGGAUCGUGAUGAUGCCACCAUGCCAGUGGCCAUUGCUGCCGUCCGUGAUCCCAGCCAUGCAGUGAAACCCAGAGUGGCUGGAAUCCGGAUAGACGCCUGCCACAAAUUUCCCAGAUUAUUCCUCACUUAUGUCUACUAG
Messenger RNA from Acomys russatus (golden spiny mouse), 972 nucleotides. RefSeq names its product anomalous homeobox (gene Anhx). Gene Ontology annotation, biological process: regulation of transcription by RNA polymerase II. Bases 1 to 972 code for a protein of 323 amino acids. The record is from RefSeq and is a predicted model, not a curated record. Gene Ontology annotation, cellular component: transcription regulator complex; nucleus. Gene Ontology annotation, molecular function: DNA-binding transcription factor activity, RNA polymerase II-specific; RNA polymerase II cis-regulatory region sequence-specific DNA binding. The transcript has 6 exons. Lineage: Eukaryota; Metazoa; Chordata; Mammalia; Rodentia; Muridae.